Molecule: messenger RNA, 2527 nt
Organism: Branchiostoma belcheri (Belcher's lancelet)
Lineage: Eukaryota; Metazoa; Chordata; Leptocardii; Amphioxiformes; Branchiostomatidae
Exons: 4
Coding region: 1-1197 (398 amino acids)
Cellular component (GO): extracellular region
Molecular function (GO): protein binding
Source: RefSeq, a predicted model, not a curated record
AUGGCAGAAGACCUUGUCUCCGAUAUACCAGAAGUUCUCGCCACGAACAUCCUCGAAAGAGACGGUAAGCGACAAACAAUCUUGCAAACUGAAAUCAGCGUAAAAAGAAUGGACAGUGAUGGAUACAGGGGAGAUGACGAGGAUAAUGAUGACGAUGAUGAUGAUGCUGAACACCAGCAAGAUGAUCAAACCCUUUCAAGUCCAGAAGUGAGUGAAGACGAUCCCCCCAUCCAGCCCUAUGCUGUCAGGUACCAAAGAGAAGACGGUGUGGGAUGUACACCGUAUGCUGUAGCGUACAUGUGUCGGGAUAACUCUGACAGUUCCACAACAAGAACGUCCUCAAGCAGUUGUGAGGAUACCGACGUCAAUUCAGCCUCUUGUGGAAACUUCCGUGAUAGUAGACAUCCUCCAGUGGCGCUCGGGCGGACGCCCGUUCAAGUGUGCAGAUCUCGGUGGAUGCUCGCUGCAGUCAUCACUGUCGUCUUACUGACGUUUUUGAUCAUCAGUGGAAUCUUCGUCGGGUUAUAUUUUCACCCGAACCUACAGGAUACUAGUAAUCAAAAGGAAAUUGUACACAAAAUAAUGUACCCUCAUGACGUUGACGUUGAUAAAGAUAGACAUGCGUGGGUAGUGGGGAAAUCAACCGAUUCGAGUCUAAGCGACGUUUACGUGGUUCAGUACAGUCGCGAUGGCCAGCCAUUGAGUCAGAUUGACAUUCAGCGGCAUGCCGUGUCCCCAAAAAUCGCGAUUGACGAACGAAACAACAAAAUCAUCGUCUUAGCUUUAGACAAAAUCUCAAUAUAUCAACCCAACGGCUCGUUUGACAGAAGUUUCGGCAAGGACAAUGUCAAUAUGAAAUACGUCACAACAGGAAGGGAGGGAAACAUCUUUAUUACUGACUAUUUGUAUUCAAAAGUCUACGUGUAUAAUAACUCGGGAGAUUUGCUUUUCACCUUCCGUACAUUCGGCAGUCCAAAAGGCAUUUGUACGAACAGAAAGGGUCAAAUCUUCGUGGCAGACGCGGCCAACUCGCGGGUUGACAUGUACACAAGCCGCGGGGAGUUUAUCCGCACCGCGGUUAACAUUGCAAACCCAUGGGCUAUCGCCUUGGGACCUAAGGGGGAUUUGGUGGUAACGAAUGUAUACAUCUCUAAAGUGACAAUCUUCCCUCCACAAAUGCUGCUGCACGGAGCCUAGCACUGCAUUACACAAUAUGGCGAUUGCAACUAACAUCACAUGAAAAAUUACACCACGUACUCCAAAAGAUUUUAAUUACGUAAAAAUCAUACACUUUCGGAAAACUUUAACCUCAAACACUGAAGCUCCACUGCAAUACUCAAAACAGCCACUAGGAGGCUCAUUAUCAAACUUGACCUGCAUCUUUCUUGUCCCUACGUAACCACUAAAUAACAACCAUCUGCGUUUUCUUAAGGCUUUUGAGGCCCACGCCAACUUUCAUCUCGGAUAGCGCCCGAACGGCUUGCGCUAGAACCGUCAAAUUUAGUGACUUCCUAAAAAAAUAUUUGGCAACAAUUUCAUGUUAAUUAGAUAAGUUCCUGAUUUUUCAUGUUGCAAUGGCAACGGGUUUCUGACAGGCAUUUUUUUUAAAUCUGUAAUUUUGGCUCAAACAUAAAAUUUUUUCUAGGUUUUAUGUUUUAAUUAGGUUUAAAUUAAUUUUGUUACUACAUCAUUCUCUAAAGAUUUGGUGGCCCUACGAUAAAUGGUCGUUGAGUUACAGGGGGCGGCCUCAAAAGCACCCCCCCCCCUUUCGGUCUGAGCAUGCCCAAAAAAGCCCGGUCUUAAUAGGUUAAAAUCAGUCUUGUUGGGGUCAGUAUAUCAGCACACGAUGUUCUAUUGAAGUGAUCAUUUGUAAUCAUGUGUCAGAGGUUAACGUUGUUGAUCAUUAUAAAUUUAAUGCAAAUUAUUAUCUUUAAUCAAUGUGCACAUUUAUGUGUGUUAGCUGCAAACAUGUAACGGCACUAGUGCUGUUUGAAGAAAAUGUUGACAAUAUUAUUCUAUGAUAACACGCUCCGUAUCUCUGAUCUUAGUGGAUUAAAACAAUAGUAAUGGUUUAUCCGGUAUACAAUGUAACUGGCCGAAUUUUAGCCUUAUAAGAAAGUUAGUGGUGUACCGUACACCUGAGUAUUUUAUAACUAGACAGGCCAUUGAACGUGCUAUUGUAACAACUAAAGAUUAAUUCUUAGAACACGUGGUGGACGUUACGUAACAGAAUAUUGACAAAAAAUAUGGUGUGCCAAGAUAGUCGUCUACUCGUUGUUUGUUAGUCUGUGCAUAGUCUUAUCUUACAAUGAAAUAAGUAAGGAAUGGCUAUGAUUUCAGAAGUCCAUAAGAUAUCAGAAAUAUGUUUUAGAAGUAGCAGUUUAAGUGCUGUUUGAAAGUUACUGAAAGUUACUGUGGCAGAUAGUUACCGUAACAGAUGAAGUUACUGUCAUUCAGACUUUUCAUUAAGCCUUAUUUGAAAGUAAGUGGUGUGCGUAGUAUUGAAAGUGAGUAGUCAUCUACUCGU